Molecule: messenger RNA, 1347 nt
Organism: Plenodomus lingam JN3
Lineage: Eukaryota; Fungi; Ascomycota; Dothideomycetes; Pleosporales; Leptosphaeriaceae
Source: RefSeq, a predicted model, not a curated record
AUGUCUUCAGCUUUCUUCCGCAUAGAAGAACACGCGGUAGAUGCAUCACACAUUCGCGGCUUCCCGCGCGCAACCUCUACAACACAAGACGAAGUAUUGAAACUCGCCGUCAAACAAUAUACGCCUCUCAACAACCCCAAUCCUACAUCCGGGGACAUAACCAUCAUCGCAGCGCACGCCAAUGGCUUUCCAAAAGAGCUUUACGAACCGCUGUGGGACGAACUUAUACAACGAGGUGAAAAGUACGGCUUCAAAAUCCGAGGAAUCUGGAUAGCCGAUGUUGUGAACCAAGGCUGGAGCAGCGUCCUGAACGAAGACAAGUUGGGCGAUGACCGUAAGCCUCUCCUUGCCCUCCGCUACAGCCAACAACAUGCUAACACUUUCUUCCCAGCCUCAUGGCUAGACCACAGCCGCGACCUCCUACACAUGGUCAACGUCUUCCGCGCUCAAAUUCCCCGCCCAAUCAUCGGCGUCGGCCACAGCAUGGGCGGUUGCCAACUCGCCAACCUCUCCCUUCUGCAUCCCCGCCUAUUCGAAACCCUUAUCCUCAUCGACCCCGUCAUCCAGCCCAAGAUGUCUAUAACCGGCAAUAUCGGCCCUGCUGCUGCCUCUGCGCGACGCCGCGAGCGCUGGCCCUCGCGCGCCGAAGCACUGAAAUCAUUCCAGAAGAGCAAAUUCUAUCAAGCCUGGGACACACGAGUUCUCCAUCGCUGGGUACAAUACGGACUGAGAGAUGUACCAACGGCCGUGUUCCCCGACGCAAAAGCACCAGAAGUCACCCUGACAACGACCAAGCACCAAGAAGUCAUGACCUUUCUACGGCCAAACUUUCCAGCCCAACCAGGCGACACUGAACCUAGCUCAGCAGAUUUCACCACCAACAACCCUAAACUCAAUAGGAGAACCCAUGCUGAUCUCACUCCUCAAGCCGAACCCCAGGCCCCCUUUUACCGGGGCGAGAGCGCGAUCGUAUUUAACCAGCUCCCCGCCAUCCGCCCAUCCGUCUUCUACAUCUUCGGCUCGGAAUCAUCGCUGACGAACCCCGCCAUCAUCGAGGAGAAAGUCGCAAUGACGGGUGUUGGCGUUGGUGGGAGUGGUGGACGCGCAGAGGGACGCGUAGAAAGUGUCACGGUGCAGGAUGCCGGUCAUUUGAUUCCCAUGGAGAAGGUGCAGGAGAGCGCGGAGCACAUUGGCACCUGGGUUCAGAAGGAGAUGGUGAGGUACCGAGAUUGGGAACGCAAGACGGAGGAAGAGUGGGGUGCGAGGAAGGGCGUGGAGAGGAGUGUGUUGAGUAAGAGAUUUGUUGACGAAAUCACCGCGUUGAUGAAGAAGCAGUCCAAGCUUUGA